Spathaspora passalidarum NRRL Y-27907 is the source of this 2919-nucleotide messenger RNA. RefSeq names its product coatomer subunit beta' (gene SEC27). Gene Ontology annotation, cellular component: COPI vesicle coat. Lineage: Eukaryota; Fungi; Ascomycota; Pichiomycetes; Serinales; Debaryomycetaceae. The transcript has a single exon. Gene Ontology annotation, molecular function: protein binding; structural molecule activity. Bases 1 to 2919 code for a protein of 972 amino acids. Gene Ontology annotation, biological process: intracellular protein transport; retrograde vesicle-mediated transport, Golgi to endoplasmic reticulum; intra-Golgi vesicle-mediated transport. The record is from RefSeq and is a predicted model, not a curated record.
AUGAAAUUGGACGUUGUCAAACAGUUUUCCACUCGUUCAGAUCGAGUUAAAGGAAUCGAUUUCCAUCCAAGUGAACCUUGGAUCUUGACCACAUUAUACAAUGGUAAGGUUGAGAUCUGGUCCUACGCCACCAAUUCGCUAGUCAAGUCUAUUCAAGUCACCGAGUUGCCAGUGCGUACUGGUAAGUUCAUUGCUCGUAAGAAUUGGAUUGUUGUUGGGUCGGAUGAUUUCCAAAUUAGAGUCUAUAACUACAACACCGGUGAAAAGGUGAUCCAAUUUGAAGCCCAUCCGGAUUACAUUAGAAGUAUUGCAGUCCACCCUUCCAAGCCUUAUAUUUUAACUGCCUCUGACGAUUUGACUGUUAAAUUGUGGAAUUGGGAUAAUAACUGGCGUUUGGAACAAACCUUUGAAGGUCACCAGCACUAUGUUAUGAGUGUCAAUUUCAACCCCAAGGAUCCAAAUACUUUUGCCUCAGCCUGUUUGGACAGAACAGUUAAGAUCUGGUCUUUGGGAUCUAGUGUUCCGAACUUUACCUUAUUUGCCCAUGACACCAAGGGGGUUAAUUACGUUGACUACUAUCCUCAAGCUGAUAAGCCUUAUUUGAUUACUUCGUCUGAUGACAAGACCAUCAAGGUUUGGGAUUACCAGACCAAAUCAUGUGUUGCCACUUUGGAAGGACAUUUAUCCAAUGUAUCCUUUGCUAUUUUCCAUCCUGAAUUACCAUUGAUUGUUUCUGGUUCUGAGGAUGGAACUAUCCGUUUCUGGAAUUCCAACACUUUCAAAUUAGAAAAGUCAAUCAACUACAGUUUAGAACGUGUUUGGUGCAUUGGUAUUCUUCCUAAAUCUAACGUCAUUGCUGCUGGGUUUGAUUCUGGAUUUGUCAUUAUUAAAUUGGGUAAUGAAGAGCCAUUGUUCAGUAUGGAUUCUAAUCAAAAAUUAAUUUACUCCAAGAAUUCUGAGAUUUUCCAAUCUAUAAUCAAACCAUCCAGUUCUCAAGGUUUAAAAGAUGGUGAACCAUUGAGCAUACAACAAAGAGAGUUGGGUACUAUUGAAAUCUUCCCUCAAUCCUUGGACCACUCCCCUAACGGAAGAUAUGCUGCUGUUUGUGGCGAUGGUGAAUAUAUCAUAUAUACAGCUUUGGCUUGGAGAUCCAAGGCAUACGGUUCAGCAUUGGACUUUGUAUGGAACACCCAUGACACUUCUGCCAAUUGUUCAUUUGCAAUCAGAGAAUCCUCCUCUUCAGUGAAGAUAUUUAAGAACUUCCAAGAGUACCUCACCCUUGACUUAAUCUACCAAACAGAUAAGAUCUUUGCUGGUUCUUUAUUAGGAGUUAGACUGGAUGGGUGUAUUUCCUUUUACGAUUGGGAAUCAGGUAAAUUGGUGAGAAGAAUUGACAUAGAUAAUAAUAUCAAUGAUGUUGUAUGGUCUGAUAAUGGAGAAUUGGUUGCCAUUGUCACCAGUUCAAGCGAUGGAGAAUCUGUUGUUGGUGCUAAAAAGACUGAUGAAACUUACUUUUUGAGUUACAAUCAAGAAACCUUCCAAGAAAGUUUGAAUAAUAAUGAAUUGGAUGUUGAAGAAGGUGCAGAAUUGGCAUUUGAUGUGUUGUAUUCCUUACCAACUUCUGAAUCCAUUCUUUCUGGUAAAUUCAUUGGUGAUGUGUUUGUUUAUAGCACCGCCACUACCAACAGAUUAAAUUAUUUUGUCGGUGGAGAAGUGAUAAAUUUGGGCCAUUUUGAUCAUAAAUUCUACAUCAUUGGAUAUAAAGCCAGUGAUGGUAAAUUAUACUUGAUUGACAAAUCAUUUACUGUUAUUUCAUGGUAUAUCAAUUCUGAAAUGUUGGAAUUGCAAACUCUUGUAAUGAGAGGUGAUUUACAUCAAUUUGCCACUUCUCAUCAAAUCGAUGAAGAAACUGGAGAAGAAGUUGCUGAUUUGUCCACCAUCUCCAUGUCCAACUUAUCUUCCGAAUACACUCAAUUGAUUUCGGGCUUCACCAAGACUGAAUUGAAUCAAUUAUCAAGAUUCUUUGAGAAAUUAGGAUACUUGUCCCUUUCGUAUUCCUUAUCUCAAGAUUUUGAUUCCAAAUUCCAAAUAUCUCUUUCCACAGGAAACUUGAAACAAGCAUAUGCUUUACUUUCAGAAAAUCAGGCCGAAAACCCAUCAACCGCGUUGAUCAAUGCUGCUAAGUGGAAGAAAUUGGGAGAUUUGGCCUUGGAAAAAUGGCAAGUCAAAUUAGCUCAGGAAUCAUAUUGGUUAGCUCAAGAUUACCCAUCCUUGCUCUUGCUUUUGUCUUCGAGUAACAAUAAGUCUGAUUUGACUCGAUUGGCUCAAGAAUGUGAAGGAAAGGGUAAAUACAACAUUGCUUGGCAAGCAUGGUGGUUGAUUGGUGCCAAGGAUAAAUGUUUGGAUUUAUUGGUCAAGAGUGAAAGAUAUACUGAGGCAGCAUUAUUUGGUGCUAAUUAUGGUGUUAGUGGAGAAAAGGUUCAUCAAGCUAUUGAAUCAUGGAAGAAUGAAUUGAAGAAAAAGAAUAAGAGCAAGAUCGCAGAUAGAUUAAUUGAUCAAUUUGCCAAUUUGUCUACAAAUGGAACUAGUGAAGUUAUUGAACCAGAAGUUGUUCCUGAACCAACUCCUUCUGUAACUGCUACUCCUGCUCCUGCUGUUCCUGCUGUUCCUGCUCCUGCUGUUCCUGCUCCUGCUGCUGCUCCUGCUGCUCCUGCUGCUGCUCCUGCUGCUCCUGCUGCUGCUCCUGCUGCUCCUGCUGCUGCUCCUUUGAUUGAUCUCGACACCCCAGCAGCACAAGUACAGCCAGAACUACAACCAGAAGUAAAGCACAUAGCUGAACCAGACUUUGAAGAAGAGGAGCCACUACAUGAAGACACUUUGGAAGAUGAUGAUGAUGAUGAUCUUUUCCAUGAUGUUUAA